AUGGCCCCUCUGCACGCGAGCAGUUUAGAGCUCCGUUUUGACAGCAGCAAAGAGGACCGUCCCCUCGUGCGAGGGCCGGCCCGGGUACACAAAGAGGACCGUCCCGUUGUUCGAGGGUCGGCCCGGGUACACAAAGAGGACCGUCCCGUCGUGCGGGGGUCGGUCCGGGUAAACAAAGAGGACCGUCCCGUUGUGCGGGGGUCGGCCCGGGUACAUAAAUCUUAUGGCGAGGGGGUCACGAAAAAACUGGGGCUACCCCGUCGAAGUGAUAGCUUCCGACGUCAAGAACGGCUCUUCAUGCAGCGAAGUGAUGCUUACCUCACCAAUCGUGACCUAGCGGCGCCCAGAGUUAAUUUCAGAGCCACGGCGUCCGCGCAUCUUCAACAAAAACAGGAAAUCCGAAGAAACGGCGACUACCGCAAGAGUUUGGUCCUGGACCAAAAAGUUGAGACACUCUAUGGAUAUGUCAAGAAACCUGUGAUUCCUGAGGUGGAUUACUUGACCAAUGAAGAAGUGGCUACGUUGAGGAAGAAGUCUUUCAUGGCUUCCAGCCAGAAGUUAAGCCUAUUUGAAGCCAGUAAAUCGGGAGUUCUUCGUGAUUCUAUCCACAGACAUUCAAAUCUUAAAGCCGCCAAAAGCUUCGGAAAUCUUACCAAACUGAAAUCCUCCGUCAAGUUAGAAAUUCAUUCAGACACUAAGAGUAACCCAUCCAAUUUGAAAUCCGCCUUAAAACUGAGCAAGUCAGACACAAGGUUGAACUCAAAACUGGAAGUUCGUUGGGAUUCUGAUUCUGAAAGCAGAACAGAAGCGCACAGUUCAUGGCGUUCUGACUCUCCAAGGCCAGGUUCUAAAGGAAGCUUCUAUUGCAAUGGUAACAAAUCUCCGUCACUGAGCCGUAAUAAAGUUGGCGUAUCUAAGUCGCUGCAGAAGACUUCGAGCUGCAGCAGCAGCAGCAGUCCAUUGUUCGUUUGUAAGCGCAGCUCGUUGUGCUACACCUCAGCAAGAGCGUCCAGUUCACCUGCCAAGAGAAUUUCAAGACACUUCAUCCCGAGAGCCAAAAUCAGAAACUUGUCCUCGCCCAACGCUACUCCCAAGAUGCAAGACUCGCUAUUUUACGACACUCCACGGGUUCGUUUGGAUGGCGGCGCCCGAGCGUUCCGCCGUCACUGUGGCUACGACAUGCAAGACUCGCUAUUUUACGACACUCCACGGGUACGUUUGGAUGGCGGCGCCCGCGCGUUCCGCCGUCAUUGUGGCUACGACGCACCGCACCAGCCACCUACCCUCCUGGAGGAGGUUAGUGAGUGCGGAGAGGAUCUGGAGGACCCAUACUCCGCGCCCUACGACGGUGAUGGCGACAACAUGAGCUUUGCUGAGACACGCUCGCUCAGAGAGGACUACUGCUUCCCGCACAGCUGGCAAGGUUUGCGGGAUAUUGAACACGGCAUUAGUGACCGCGGUGCCGGCUAUGAUCGCUCUAAAACUGCCGACUGCGGCCUAAGUUUGACCGCCACCGUGCUGCUUUGCGCGGCGCGAUGGCUGCUACUUAAGUUCAAUUCUCUGGCCGUUUUGCUUUAUUUCCUGCAUUUUGGAGGUGAUUUCCUGAGCUCGUGGUUCAGGUCGACUUUUAAGAGGUAA
This is a messenger RNA of Hyalella azteca, 1638 nucleotides long. RefSeq lists its product as uncharacterized. The transcript has 4 exons. The record is from RefSeq and is a predicted model, not a curated record. NCBI's taxonomy places the organism in Eukaryota, Metazoa, Arthropoda, Malacostraca, Amphipoda, Hyalellidae. Bases 1 to 1638 code for a protein of 545 amino acids.